Erpetoichthys calabaricus (reedfish) is the source of this 1461-nucleotide messenger RNA. Its product is annotated as transmembrane protein 25. The annotation marks the transcript as partial. Gene Ontology annotation, biological process: negative regulation of excitatory postsynaptic potential. NCBI's taxonomy places the organism in Eukaryota, Metazoa, Chordata, Cladistia, Polypteriformes, Polypteridae. The transcript has 8 exons. The record is from RefSeq and is a predicted model, not a curated record.
ACUCUUUCCAAAGCCCUGCAGGCCAGCAGGCCACACCAGGUGGACACAUCAUGUCUUGCCCUCCUGCUCCUGCUGCUUCGGUCUGGUACUGGGGAGCCUACUGCGCAGAUUGACGGCCAUCAGAGAUCUCUGGCCACGAUUCGGGAAAAUGCCACACAACAAUUCCACUGCCACUCAGAGGGAGGGCUUUCCGUGGCUCCACCCCAGCUCACCUGGUACCUGAACGGGCAGCGCCAGCUCAGUGAAAGCAACCAGACCAACCGACUGGUGAUGACAUCGCUUCAGGAUCUGGGUCUCUUUAACUGGACCUCCUCCCAGAGCACAUUCACACUGCAAGCCAGGAAGGGAGACCAGGAGCUCAACUGUACAGCGGUGGACCCCACGAGCGGAGACAUGCACACGGCCAGUGUGGUGCUUAACAUUGAGUUCCUGCCAGAGGUUGUGCAGAUGAACGCGAGCUACAGCGACACCGACGAGGCCGGAUUGUCUCUGAUUCUGUUUGCGCUGAUCCGCUCAAACCCCCCUGCUACUAUCACCUGGCUGGAUGACACCGGUCAGCUGGUGGCCAACACCACUGAUUUCCUGAUCCUGGACAGCAAGAACUACCCUUGGCUGACAAAUCACACCCUGCACGUCACCCUGAGCAGCCUGCCCAGCAACAUAUCUGUGAGCGCAAAGAACCAGCUGGGCAUCACCAACUCCUCCAUCGCCCUUGCUGACUUCCUCCGCUCACGGGUGGAGGUCCCUGUUCUGGCCAUCUUUAUUGGAGGGUCACUGGGUUUCCUCUCUCUGGUGCUCUUGAACCUCCUGCUCUUCUGUAUUGUCUCCAAGCGCAGGAGGAGAGUGGCUGAUAAGAACGUGGAGCCCCCCUUGCCCAAAAGUGGCUCCUCCCGCUUCGAGUUUGACAAUGUCCUCUUACCCAGAGAGAACAUGUCGCUUCCCUCCAACCUUCAGCUGAAUGACCUGAGUGGGCUGUGCAAAGGUGUGGCUCCUGAUGUGGUUGCCCCAGUAGCAGAAGACGAGAGUGAGCACUCUGAUCGGUCAAAGACCCUCACCACUAGAGGUUUUGUCCGUUUACCCAUGGUGGGCUACAUCUACAAAGUGUCCAGCAUGAGCAGCGAUGAGAUUUGGCUCUAAAUGUGUCCUUGACAUGACUUGUGCCCACCACUACAUUCAGUAUGCCUGGGCUGAUGAAGGAGGGGUGGCGUCUCCCGAGCUGGCACUGGGUCUUCCUCACAAGUUCAUCUGAUGGCCGGGACUGACCUCUUUUUCUAAGGACUCAUCCAUCAGUACUCUAUUGACCAAGGACACUCGAAAUAAUCUGGAAUGCCACCCUGUCUGAUUCUGUCCACCAUUCUUACCCUUCAUGGCUCCUAUAUUUCCUGCACCUCUCUGAGCCUCCUUUUUGUUCCAACUGAAGGGCUCCCUUAACCCUACACCCAUACACAGGCCCUAUUAUAU